GAUCACUAUCGUAUCAUCGUGUGUUAUUACGCAACAGCACUUUUCUUUCUGAAAGUAACAAGCAACCCAUGUUUUUCUCUUUUAGAAUGGAUAAUUAGGGUUUCAGAAACUCUAUCCAGAAUUCACUUCAAUGGCGACCGAAUUGGUUGCACCAAUCUCAUCAGAGAAUAACAACAGGGUUCGUCAAUUCUUCGACGAAUUAGAAAAUCACAAAAACACCCUCACAAAAUGCACCCACCUAUUCACCUCACUCUCCAACCAUUUCUCUUCCCUCCAAGACUCCAUUUCCCUGAAAUUUCAAACCCUAGAUUCCAAAUUCCAAUCCCUCGAAUCAAGUUCCAAGGAAACCCUAGAAUCUCUCAACAACCGCGAAAACUCCAUCCCUGAGCGCGAAUCUUCCGCCGCCGCACGCAUUGAUGAACAGAAAGAAGCCGCGAUUGCCGAACUUCGUAAUUCUCUUCCUUCGUCAACGCUCGAUAUCUCUGACGCGCUUAAAUCCCUGUCGCGGAAAAUGGACGCUUCAGCGAUGCUUCGUUUUAUCGUUUCGAAGCGGAAAGAGUCGUUGAUGUUGAGGCCGGAGAUAGCGGUGGCGAUAAAGGAAGCGGUGGACCCUCCAAGGUUGGUGCUGGAUGCGGUGGAAGAGUUUCUGAAGAGCAAAACGGAGUCGAAGUCUGGUGUCACUGAUAAGAGAUGGGCCUGCGGGCUUUUGAUUCAAGGGUUGAUUUCGGAAUCGAAUGUUUAUUCUAGAAGGAUUGUAGAGAGAGCUUCGGGUCUUUUGGAUUUGUGGAAGGAACAGCUUGACAGGGAACCUGAUAAGGGUGCUGCAGAAAUGGUGAUGUUUUUGCAGAUUGUGGUUUGCUUUGGGUUGAGGUCGAAAUUUGAUUAUGAGUAUUUGAGGAACUCUGUAAUGGAGUUUGCUUCAAGGAGAGAUAUGGCGAAGAUAGCUGCUUCCUUAGAAUUUGGAGACAAGAUGAUAGAUAUUAUAGACGAUCUAGUCAAAAAUGGCAAAGAGAUAGAAGCUGUUUAUUUUGCUUCAGAAUCUGGUUUGACUGAAAGAUUUCAACCAAUCAAGCUACUCAAUUCUUAUGUUCAAAACUACACUUCCAUAUUGACGAGCGGAAAUAACACUCAGUCUGCAUCGAAUGAGUCGACUACUUUGGAAUUGAAUUCCAUUAAGGAUGUAAUCAAAUGUGUGGAAGAUCACAAACUUGAAUCAGAGUUUAAGCUUGAUAAAUUGAAAAGGCGGGUUUCCCAAUUGGAGAAAAGCAAGGCUGAACGAAAGAAGACUUCAUCAUCAUUUGGAAGUAGACCUCGAAAGCGUGGUGGUCGAGGGAGUGGAUCCAGCUCUUCCCGCCCAGCCAAAUCAGCCAAAACUAGUGCAUACCCGUCAUCUUUUAGUCACAGGAACCUGGCUCCUCUACACCCUAGUCCUAGGGCAAGAUAUUCUACACCAUUACACUAUCCAAGCCAGACUAUGUUGGAGAGUUCAACACCUAAUCCUUAUGCAGCAAGCUAUGGAACCUCCCACACUCAAAGCUAUGGAACCUCCCAUACUCAAAGCCCAGCUGGAAUAGGAAUAACACAACAACACUACUCAUACCCUGUUGACAAUUUAGGUCCUUCUAGUUACCUAUCCAGUGGUUCUUAUGCAGCAGGACAGACUAGCUACGGCCUAUAUGAUUAUGGAAGUGCUGCUCCACCGACUUAUCCAUACACAGUAGAUCAAACCAGCUACAGGGGUUAAGUUUUCUUUCCCCCCCCUCAGUUAUUUGCGGGCUGUUAUCAUCUUUUGAUGCUACUUUCAUCUAAUUUAUUUCUUUUUUGGGUAUGUCAAUAUUGAAAAUAGAACAGUUUCGCAGGGAUGUAUUUCUUGAAAUAUAGUCUAUGGUGCCAAUUCAAAGUGGAUAAUUACUGAUGGACUUUUAUCUAAUCCUUAAAAUUUUAAUUUUAUUAGUGGAUCAUUCGAAAAA
Molecule: messenger RNA, 1970 nt
Organism: Cicer arietinum (chickpea)
Lineage: Eukaryota; Viridiplantae; Streptophyta; Magnoliopsida; Fabales; Fabaceae
Product: FRIGIDA-like protein 4a
Source: RefSeq, a predicted model, not a curated record